AUGGGCUGUGGUCCGUCUCAGACCGAAUCCGCGCAACAGUUCCUGAAAAAUACCAGAACCACUUCAAUAAAUGAAAACAACAACAAACAACAGGGAAAGAAGAGAGAAAACAGUGUCUCCGAUGAUGACAAAGAACGACAGAAAUUUCGCGAGGAAGUUUUAGCAGCACAUAAUAAGUACAGGGCCAAGCACGGAGCUGAACCCUUGACCCAGGCCAAAGACCUCGAUGAAAUCGCUCAGAAGUGGGCGGAGCAUCUCGUUAAAAACGAUAUAUUUGAACACAGCGAUACUGAAUAUGGUGAAAACCUCUGGGGAGGAGAUGCAAACGCUACAGGCAAAGAAGUGACGGAAAAGCAUUACGGUGAAAUAAAAUAUUACAACUUCGCAACAGGGGGAUUCAGCAUGGAAACAGGUCACUUCACACAGGUAGUGUGGAAGGGGAGUAAGGAGCUGGGCACAGGAUACGCACGUGAUGAUCAUGGAAAGGCUGUCGUCUGCUGUAAUUACCGCCCUUGCGGAAACGUCGAAGGCUGCUUUGGAACAGAGGUGUCGCCACCAUGAACACUUCCGGAACUUUUCAAUCAUUAAGACAUCAUCAUGAACAAUUAAUAGUUAUUUACCUAACUUUUAAAUUGUAAGCUUUACCCUUUAGCCAAUCAAUGAAUAGGACAAAAAGGCUGUAAACAUGACGUCACUGAGUUAUAUAACGUCAUAGCCGAUGUACCAUUAUCAACUAUUAUCCACAUUUAUAAACUUGUCAAAUUACGCCUUGACAGUGUACUACACGUCUGUUAGAAAACAGAAUGUUAUUCGUCAAAAAAUAUCAGUUGUGUGCAUCAACACAACAAGAAAUAGUUAUAAACAGGAAAUGUUUACACCAGUGAACACGCUAGAAAUUCUACACACUUGAAUAGACAACAGACAUUAUGAUCCUGUAAAUUAGAUCUAAGCUAGUGUUGGGAGAUCAAUUGUCUACAAUUUCUAUACUACUAUUGUAAUUGAGUAAAACACAAAGCUGUGAUAAUUAACACGUACGCCGAUACAUUGUAAAUAGUUCAGAGAUUUUCAACCAUCAUACGUGACACUGCGUUCAUAUGU
Messenger RNA from Ylistrum balloti, 1098 nucleotides. Its product is annotated as Golgi-associated plant pathogenesis-related protein 1-like. The coding region runs from base 1 to 561 and encodes 186 amino acids. The record is from RefSeq and is a predicted model, not a curated record. Gene Ontology annotation, cellular component: extracellular region. Lineage: Eukaryota; Metazoa; Mollusca; Bivalvia; Pectinida; Pectinidae. The transcript has 3 exons.